AUGAAAAUAUUAAUUGUAUUUUUAUUUGCGAUUGUUGUCACUAAUACAGACUUGAGCACUUCUGAUUUAUUUAUCAAUUAAAUAGAUCUGAUGAGGAAAAUAAGACAGCAAGUAUAUUAAAAUAUUAAGGUAGUAGGAAAACAAAAAAGUUAUCUUAAUAAAUAUUCAAACAUCUCAUUAAGAUAACGAAAUAUUCUAAAGCAAAUUACUCCAAAAAAUAGAAAGUUUAAAGAAUUAUUAAAAAAUUGUUAAAAUCUAAAUCCACUUUUGUUUCCCCAUUUGUUGAUUAUUCUCCAAUCCAGUUUACUUAAGGACUCUAAAAGGAUAAUUUAGUAAUUUUCUUUAUUUAUUUAAGAUUGAAGUAUAAAAUAUCCCAAUCAACUUUUAAAAUUUGAGGGCUCUUGAUAAAUUUGCUUAACAAUAAGAUGCUAUCUUAAUUGUGAUAUUCUCAAAAAUAUCUUCAAAUGUAUAGGUUUUAGAAGAAAUUACUGAAACUUCAGAAGUAUAUAUUUAUAUAUCAUUAUAUAGCCCUCUGAUUAUAUUAUAGCUGUUGAGUUGGCUAAUGAGAAUGUAUUAUCUAUAUAUGCUGUAAAAAUAAUUAUUAUAU
Paramecium pentaurelia is the source of this 607-nucleotide messenger RNA. The record is from the annotation of a GenBank genome assembly. Lineage: Eukaryota; Ciliophora; Oligohymenophorea; Peniculida; Parameciidae.